UGCACAUACAUGAUGAUGCAUGCCCCAAAAUUUGAACACUGAAUGUAUGUUCUCUUAUGGAAUAGAUGCAAGAAGUUCAAGGCAUUUCAAGGCUUUCCAACUUCACCAGAGUCCCACACACCAAAGGACUUCAACCAUCAAAAUCUCAAAGAAUCUAAAACCGUUGAAACACUUCAUCAUCAACCCCAACUUAUUAGCUGAGUCCAUCGACCCCAACUCAUUAGCUGAGUCUCCUAAUUCAUUUCCACCUUUUGAUGAAACCAUGGGCCCACUCUCACCUACCUCCUUACCUCUAGAUGCACCACCUUACUGUGUAUAUCCUCCUUUUACACCACUAACUCCUCCUACAACAGUACCAAGUCCUGUAAUAAAUCCAACACCUCUACUCCCACCCUCACCCACCACUCCCACAAACCCCUUUGAAAGCCCACCUCCAAUUGUAAAUCCUAGCCCACCAUCAUAUCCUCCUGGCCCACCUGGAUAUUACCCAAGCCCACCUGAAUAUGGGCCCAACCCACCUACUUAUGUACCAAAUCCACCCGAGUACGUUCCAAGCCCGCCUACAAUUUAUGUCCCGAAUCCACCCGGGUUUGUUCCUGGGCCUCCUGAGUUUGGCCCCAGCCCACCUGAAUUCGUCCCGACCCCACCAACCUUUCUGCCACCGAUUGUGUUUCCACCUCCAUUUGUGCCACCGCCGCCACCACAUACGGGCACGGGAGGGCUUACGUUGUGGUGCGUUGCGAAGCCUUCAGUGCCGGAACCGAUCAUGCAAGAAGCUAUGAACUAUGCUUGUGGGUCCGGGGCGGACUGUGCGUCAAUCCUACCUAAUGGGCCAUGCUACGAGCCUGAUACAUUGUAUGCGCAUGCAUCGUACGCUUUCAAUAGCUACUGGCAAAGGACGAAAGCGGGCGGAGGGACAUGCGACUUCGGAGGGACGGCCAUAUUGGUCACCAAAGACCCAAGUUUUGAUGGGUGUCAUUUCAUGCUGAGCUAAGUACAGAAAGCGAAAGUGGACCAAUGGACUAUUUUGCGCCCGCACGAGUAUUGAAACUCUCAUUUUUUUAGGGUGGAUGUACUUAUUUCCACCAUGAGUUUUAUGUUUAUGCAACCUUGCGUGGUGGGCACUUUUUAGCCGUUA
This is a messenger RNA of Magnolia sinica, 1138 nucleotides long. RefSeq names its product extensin. The transcript is spliced from 2 exons. The record is from RefSeq and is a predicted model, not a curated record. NCBI's taxonomy places the organism in Eukaryota, Viridiplantae, Streptophyta, Magnoliopsida, Magnoliales, Magnoliaceae. Bases 20 to 994 code for a protein of 324 amino acids.